Molecule: messenger RNA, 472 nt
Organism: Klebsormidium nitens
Lineage: Eukaryota; Viridiplantae; Streptophyta; Klebsormidiophyceae; Klebsormidiales; Klebsormidiaceae
Source: the annotation of a GenBank genome assembly
UGACACCAAGUCCACCGGCAUGCUGCUCCCGGUGCACUUCUACCGCGGGGCGGACCGGCGAGCCCCCAUGCCCAGCGCCGCAGUCCGGGCCUUCUCAGAGAGCUUCCGGCAAGAUCUGGACCCGUUCCUCCGGCAGAGCAGCGUCGGUCCGAACAUGGCCGCAGAAACCACGUGCGCAUACUGCAAGGCCGUCCACCGUGACGCCCGGUCCCUGUACAAGUGCUCGCGUUGCUCGAGCGUGCGCUCCUGCGGAAGAGAGUGCCAGAAGUCCCACUGGCGGGCUCACAAACAGGAUUGCCAGCGGACUGCGAACCUGCGCGCGCGUGAGCCUGCACCCCCCCGCUCGCGUGUCCCCGUCGCCGAGCAGCUGCGGGCGGCGAUAGCCGAGCAGCAGGAGACCGAAGAGGAUGCGGAGCGCGAGGCCGAGGAGAUACGGGCGGCAGUGGCGGCGGCGAUUGACAGCGGCGGUUGA